Oreochromis aureus is the source of this 1078-nucleotide messenger RNA. RefSeq names its product aminoacyl tRNA synthetase complex interacting multifunctional protein 1b (gene aimp1b). Bases 49 to 1017 code for a protein of 322 amino acids. Lineage: Eukaryota; Metazoa; Chordata; Actinopteri; Cichliformes; Cichlidae. The record is from RefSeq and is a predicted model, not a curated record. Gene Ontology annotation, molecular function: tRNA binding. The transcript has 7 exons.
GUGAGCUUCUGUCUCUGAGCAGCCAACCGACCGACAACAUCCUGGAGCAUGGACAACACCGACAACCUGUUCCACCCCAGUCUGGAAGCCGCUGUCAUGAAGUUGGAUCCAGAGGAUGGCGAGCAGAUCAUGGAGUACUUUAAAACCCAUGCUCUGCUGACCAGAGAGAAAGCUCUCCUGCAGGCAUCGGUCAGAGAGCAGAAAAAGCUGCUGGUGGAAAAUGCCAAACUGAAGAAGGAUAUUGAACAGCUGAAAACGCAGCUGCAGGAAAAACAGAGGAGACGUGCCGCCAAAAGUUUGCUCUCUACGGCUCCGCCUCCUCAGACCCCUAACCUGACCUCCACCAUGGCUGCCAAUCAACCAUCUUCACCUGCUGGUGCAACAGCUGCUUUUCCAGUCAAUCCUCUUCCUUCUUCCUCCUCCUCCUCACAUGAGCGGAGAGACAAACACAGUAGGAGGAGGAAAGCAGAGAGGAAAGCUCGUUCAACCUCAGACCUUCUUUCCCUGGGGGUGGAGUCACAGGUUGACGUGUCACGACUUGACCUGAGGGUGGGACGAAUCCUUAGCGUCCGCCUCCACCCGCUGGCUGAAGCCAUGAUUGUGCAGGAGGUGGACGUGGGAGAAAACGGUCCCCGGACGGUGGUUAGCAAGGUGGGACAGGAAAUAAUUCCUGAGGAGCUUCAGGGCUCUUUAGCUGUGUUGCUAUGCAACGUCAAGGCCUGUAAGCUGAAGGGCGUGGUCUCCCAGGCCCGCCUCCUCUGCUGCUGCACCUCUGAUGACUGUGUUGAACUGUUAGUUCCGCCCACAGGCUCCACCCCAGGAGACAGGGUCACUUUUCUCAACUACCCUGGUGAGCCAGACAGGGAGCUGCAGUCCAAGGAGAAGGUUUGGGAGCUUCUCCAGCCGGACCUGCAGGUUGAUGGCAGGGGCGUGGCUAAUUACAAAGGAUGUAGCUUUGAGGUGAAGGGCAAGGGGCUGUGCCGGGCCCCCUCCCUCACUAACUGCAUCAUCAGAUAGAAAUUUGUGUACUUGAGAAAAAUCUUGUGCAGCGCUGCGGUACAUGCUUACUGUGAUCAGG